CUGGAUACAGUUUUGAAUGCAGCCAAUACGAGUUAAAUGUAUUAACAAUUGAAGAGAAAAAUCUAUUCUUCCCCUUUAUUUCUCCAUGCUAGUAGUAGCUUUAUUGUUUUCCACUUUAAAUUCUAAUAUUUUUGCUCUUGACUUUCUAGUGUAUUGAGUGUAGAAGGCUGUAGAUUUUUGGUGGCUUUGGUACAAUGUGUACAGAAGCCGAAAAAAAAAUACAAUUUAAGUAAUUUGCAAUCAUUGUUUUUGUGUGGGCGGUACGGUGGACGACUGGUUAGAGCGUCAGCCUCACAGUUCUGAGGACCUGGGUUCAAUCCCCGGCCCGCCUGUGUGGAGUUUGCAUGUUCUCCCUGUGCCUGCGUGGGUUUUCUCCAGGCACUCCGGUUUCCUCCCACAUCCCAAAAACAUGCAUUAAUUGGAGACUCUAAAUUUCCUGUAGGUGUGACUGUGAGUGCGAAUGGUUGUUUGUUUGUAUGUGCCCUGCGAUUGGCUGGCAACCAGCUCAGGGUGUACCCCGCCUCCUGGCCGAUGACAGCUGGGAUAGGCUCCAGCACGCCCGUGACCCUAGUGAGGAGAAGCGGCUCAGAAAAUGGAUGGAUGGAUGGAUGUUUUUGUGUGUGUUUGUGUAUUUAGGUGAACGUUUGAAAAAUUAAUUGGUGAAGAAUCAACAAUGGGUACAUACUGAGGGAGAAAUUUGCCAUUCAAACAUUCUUCCCGUUAGAUGGCGUGAAAGGACCUGUGACCUUUACGUGUUGGAUUGUUUAUCUUCUUAAAAAUGCCAAAGAAUGUAAUGUACAUUGAUGGAAUUUUACACAUUAUUGUGCAUGCACAUUAAGAUAGACAAGAUCAAUUUUACUAGUCUGUAUUUCAUGUUGUUACUGCCUUUGAGUAGCCUAAAUGGGAGCAACAAAGUGAAUGAGACCAACAUGUGAUGCGCUGCACUUUAACACCAGUGCAAAAAUGCUACCAUUUAAAACAACAACAACAAAAAACCAUGCAAAUACUUUUUCUUUCCUGCAGACUUAAGUUGGUACUCCAAGAGUUAAAGGGUGCAUACAUGUCCCUAAUGGGUCCGAGGCCUGAAUAGGAUUUUUUCGCCACACAUUCUCCAGUGCCAUGGCAACAGUUGAAAAGCUGUGUGUUAGCCAGGAGACGUGCAGGUUUUGCCAGGGAAAACACCAGUUUAGUUUGUGAUCUGUGCCAAAUCAAGGGGUCCAAAUGUUUUCCUUGUCAGAGUUGGUUUCGCUGGAGCAGCACGAGAACAGGUCCAAACUGCUGAAGCCAUGGUGGGAGGUCUUCAUGGACUACACGGUGGUCCUGAUGUUGAUGACCUCCGUUCUUGCCAGUACGGUGCAACUGUCCAGGGACAAAGUGGUGUGCAUUCCUUUGAAUCCUCUUGCCUCAGUAAAUUCAAGUUACAAUCCCUCAGACUCUUUAGCAUCACAGUUGCCAGCACAUAUUGCACCUGACGAUGGCCAAAAUCUUCAUUUGACUCCUUCGGGUCGACGCACUCAUCUAGUUUACCAGCAGUAUGUCUAUGUUAGCCAGGUGUGCGCCCAUGAAAUUUUGCCUUGGUCUUCCCGAUUCUUCCCCUACAUAGCACUGCUACUGUCUCUAAUGUUGGUGGCCAGCGGCUCCUUCUGGCUCCACUUCCCCCACACGUCUGCGUGCAUCGAGCACUUCCUGGCCAUCUUGGCAAAGUGUUGCGAGUCACCGUGGACGUCCCAGGCCCUGACCCACACUGCCCGACAGGAGAACCUCCAAGACAAACCAAAAGUGCCACAGAAGAGCCUCCAUGGCCACUUGAGAGUCGAGUCAAACCCAUUCAGGCCAUUUUUGAAACAGUCAGAUUCUCCCACUCCUCCUUCGCCGUGCCCUUCCAGUCACUCCAUUGAUUCCACUGUGACCGUUAGGCUGACCAGUUCCUCGGCCCACUUCCCGACUCACAGCCCUCCUUGUCCAAAGCAAGGAAUUAGUCUUGAUAAAAGUGAUGGUGAGGAGGCCAGGGCCCUGUUUGAACGGGUUAAGAGAUUUAGAUCCCACUGUGAAAGCUCAGAUGUCAUUUACAAGGUGUACUUGGCCCAGACGAUAUUCAAGCUGCUGAUGGUAACUCUGAUUUUGAGUUACAUUGGCCCUCUUCUCAAUGCUUUUUCUUUCACCCACAUUUGUCACCCUGAGGUGCAACCCUUGGUAGCCUACACAACCUUUCAGUGUAUCCAUGUGCUCUCGUCCCUCCUGCACAAACUGCUGUUGACCUACUUGACCUUAUUGGGACUGUACGGCCUUCUUAACUUUUACACCCUCAGCUGGAUUUUGUACAACUCUCUCCGGGAGUAUCCCUUCGAUUUGCUGAAAGAGACAAAGUCCCAGAGAGACAUGCCAGAGCUGAGGAAUGACCUGGCCUUUCUUUUACAUAUGUUAGACCAGUACGACCCGUUGCUGGUCCAGCACCUCUCUGUUUUUCUCUGUCCUGACAGUGAGAGUGAUUUGCUGGAUACACAUUUGGAGGGACACUGGGGGAAGGAUAAGCUGCGUGAUUUGACUACUUCUGACCACCGUGGGCACACCUGUCUGCAGCUGGUUGCCCUUCCUCAACUUCCUCCUGCCCUCUUUACACUCAGCCACCUUCAGGUCCUCAAACUGGAGCUCAUCACAGACGCUCGUUUUACAGUACAGGUGUCCGACAUGACCUCCCUUAGGGAGCUCCACCUCUACCAGUGCACAGCAAUAGUGGAGCCCAGUGCACUCAGAGUCCUCCAAGAACGACUUGAGGUCCUCAGCAUCAUCUUCGCCCACUCAUCGGAGAUCCCCAGCUGGGUUGUCUCCCUCCGCAGCCUCCAUGAGCUUCACCUAUCUGGUCGCCUGGGGCGCAGCUGGCCUCUCAGGAGCCUCAGAAACUUGCUUCACCUGCGUGCACUGGUGAUUCACGGCAUGCUACAGCAGCUCCCUGGAGUGCUGCAUGAGGUGGCUGGCAGCUUGGUGAGGCUGGAGGUUAGUAAUGAAGAUGCCAAACUGCUUGGAGUUUCGAGCUUGAAGCAGAUGGUCGACUUGACAGAGCUGCAGCUUCGGGGUUGUCAGCUCGAGCGUUUGCCAUCUUCCCUGCAAGCUCUGACCAAACUACAGGCUCUCGACAUACACAAUAAUAGGCUGCGAACUCUGGGGGAACUUUCUCGUCUGGCUCAUCUCAAUUGUCUGUCUUGCCUCAGACUUUCCAAUAACCACAUCGGAGCUCUACCUGCCUGCAUUGGUGAACUGAAAGGACUUGUGGUCCUUGAUCUGUGCAACAACCAACUCCUGAAUAUUCCUUUGCCACUCUUCUCUCUUUGCAACCUUCAAAAGCUCCUGUUGGCUGGGAACCUGCUUGAGAGGCUCCCUGCAGAGGUGAAAGCACUGCAACAGCUCACAGAGUUAGACAUCAGUAGGAACAGGCUACAGAGGCUGCCUUCAGAGUUAUUCACUAACUGUAUGAAGCUUUGCCUUUUAAAUGUAUCACACAAUUCUCUUCGAUCAUUACCAGUGGGGAUUUCAUCCUUAAAUCAUCUGUGCAAGUUUGAUCUGCGUGAUAACAGUCUGUGUGAACUGCCUGCCGAAUUGGGCCGCUGCUCAGGCUUGCGUGGAGGUGGUCUCCUGGUGGAAUAUUGCAUUUUUCUCUCAUUGCCUCCACGUGCGAGGGACUUCUUGAGCAAUUCUUGCUGCUUGGGCUCAAAUGAGUCAGAUUUAGACGAUUUUCCACACUUUUCUCCUUCACAGUGGCGAUUCUCAUCAGCCAUGGAAUCACAGAUAUGAGACUCCUGGAAUUGAUUUUCCAAAACGCUUGUCCUUAAUAGAGUCGUGGGUGAGCUGGAGCCCAUCCCAGCUGACUUUAGGCGAGAGACAGGGUACAUCCCGGACUAGUUGUCAACCAAUUGGUAUAGGGCACAUAUCAUCACUGGAUGGAACUCUCCUAUGCCCACAUUUGAUCAAUUUCUUUUUUCUUUAUUUACAAAUCGAUACUUCUUGGUCAGUCCCCACAUAGUUCAGUUAUUUUUACAACUUACUGACCAAUCUAAAGUAUUGAAAAUGGCUUGUUCUUUUUGAUAAUGCAAUGUUAAUGGCUCAACAAAGUUUUUUGUUUGUUUGUUUGUUUUUCCCGAAAAGUGAUGGUUUUGGAGAUGCUGAAAAUGUAUGGUUUUGAAGAUGCGGGGAUUCCGCUCGAUGCCAGCGAUAUAGACAAACAACCAUUCACGCUCACGUUCCCACAUAUGGACAAGUUUUAAUUUUUAAUUGACCUAACAUGCAUGGUUUUGGAAUGUGGGAGGAAACUGGAGUACCUGAAGAAAACCCACGCAGGCAUGAGGACAACAUGUGAAGGCAACAUAUGCAGGAAGGCGGGAUUUGAGAUUUGAUAACAGAAUCUUGGAACUGUAGAGCAAGCCUGCUAAGUACUAGUAAACUGCUGUAUUGAUGAGUUAACUUUAAAAAAAUAUUCUGUUAGCAGUGGGUAGCUGCACAUUGAUAUGUAUAUUUUCAUGCAAUAUUGAUUCUUUUUCAUGUGAAUUUUCGAGAGUUGCCCACAUGUUCAUUUAGACAUGCAAUUUUGCUGUUUGCAUCGUAUAAACAAGAUUGCGCAAUCAGACAAUGCAUAUGUACUUAAUGUCUGGAUGUUGCUAACUUGAUGCUUUCUGUCCUAGCAAGGGCAUAAUUAUUGUGCUAGCAUCUGUUUCACCGCUCUCAAAACCUCUUCAUUGCUUGCUCCAAAGAGUUUUCACUUUUCACUAUUCAAACGUUGCUACACUGCAAAAACUUUC
Phyllopteryx taeniolatus (common seadragon) is the source of this 4790-nucleotide messenger RNA. Its product is annotated as volume-regulated anion channel subunit LRRC8D. NCBI's taxonomy places the organism in Eukaryota, Metazoa, Chordata, Actinopteri, Syngnathiformes, Syngnathidae. The record is from RefSeq and is a predicted model, not a curated record. The coding region runs from base 1222 to 3789 and encodes 855 amino acids. The transcript has 6 exons. Gene Ontology annotation, molecular function: protein binding.